CCCCGCUCUCUCCUUCUCUCCCUCGCUCCCGCCGGGGCCGCAGGGGCGCGGGAUGGCGCUGCGGGUGCUGCUGGCGCUGUGCGGGGUGCUCGCUGCCUGCCGGGCGGCGGGGGCAGGGCCGGGGGUCGCCAGCCGGCGGCGGCGGCUCAGCGCCGAGGAGGGCAUCUCCUUCGAGUACCACCGCUACGCCGAGCUGCGGGAGGCGCUGGUGGCCGUGUGGCUGCAGUGCCCCGCCAUCAGCAGGAUCUACACGGUGGGGCGAAGCGUCGAGGGGCGGGAGCUCCUGGUCAUCGAGGUCUCCGACCGCCCCGGAGAGCACGAACCCGGAGAGCCAGAAUUUAAAUAUGUUGGGAAUAUGCAUGGGAAUGAAGCUGUUGGAAGGGAGUUGCUCAUCUUCUUGGCACAGUACUUGUGUAAUGAAUACCAGAAAGGAAAUGAAACUAUUAUCAACUUGAUCCAUAGCACACGUAUUCAUAUCAUGCCAUCUUUGAACCCGGAUGGCUUUGAGAAGGCAGCAUCCCAGCCUGGUGAACUUAAAGACUGGUUUGUUGGUCGAAGUAACGCCCAAGGAAUAGAUCUAAACCGGAAUUUCCCUGAUCUUGAUAGAAUAGUCUAUGUUAAUGAGAAAGAAGGUGGCCCAAACAACCACCUGCUGAAAAACAUGAAAAAAGCUGUGGACCAGAAUCCUAAGCUUGCUCCUGAAACAAAAGGUGUCAUUCACUGGAUUAUGGAUAUUCCCUUUGUGCUCUCUGCCAAUCUUCAUGGAGGAGACCUCGUUGCAAACUAUCCUUAUGAUGAGACUCGGAGUGGCAGUGCUCAUGAAUACAGCUCCUGCCCUGAUGAUGCCAUUUUUCAAAGCCUGGCUCGCAGUUAUUCUUCUUUUAAUCCUGCUAUGUCUGAUCCAAAUAGACCACCAUGUCGUAAAAAUGACGAUGACAGCAGCUUUGUGGAUGGAACAACUAAUGGUGGUGCUUGGUACAGCGUCCCAGGAGGAAUGCAGGAUUUCAAUUACCUCAGCAGCAACUGCUUUGAAAUCACAGUGGAGCUUAGCUGUGAAAAAUUCCCACCUGAAGAAACUCUGAAGGGCUACUGGGAGGACAACAAGAACUCUCUUAUCAAUUAUAUCGAGCAGAUUCAUCGAGGAGUGAAGGGAUUUGUUAAAGAUCUUCAGGGCAAUCCAAUAGCAAAUGCCACAAUCUCUGUGGAGGGGAUAAGCCAUGACAUUACAUCAGCCAAGGAUGGUGAUUACUGGAGAUUGCUUGUGCCUGGAAAUUACAAAAUUACAGCCUCAGCACCAGGGUAUCUAGCAAUAACUAAGAAAGUGGCUGUGCCCUUUAGCCCUGCAGUUGUGGUUGAUUUUGAACUGGAGUCAUUAUCUGAAAGAAAGGAAGAGGAGAAAGAAGAAUUGAUGGAAUGGUGGAAGAUGAUGUCAGAAACAUUAAAUUUUUAAAUGAAGAUUUUGGCUUUACAGCUUUUAAUCUAUUAUAUGUUGACUUAGUAUAAUGUACUGUGGGAAGUCCCUAUAUUCUAGAUUUUGUGCACUUCACAAUUAUUAACUUCAAAUUUUUCAGUCAUCUUUUGAUUCAUAUGAUUAGAAAUAACUACUAGCCUCCUAGCUAGAUAAAUAAGUUAUUAAUUCUCUUUCAUAUUGUUAUAGAAAAUCUAUGCUUAUAUACAACUCAGAAAAGUGAAUGAAUGUCUCUGCAGCCUAUAUGGAAGUACAAUCUGUUGUGUAUUAUUUGCAAGUUCAGAGUACGUAGGUUAACUCUUGAUUUUGAAGAAGAAACAAACUAUAGUUGAUUCCCAGUACUGCCAGAAAUAUUUGACAGUGCAUAGUAAUAGAUGGUGCGCUUUGCUGAAUUCUAUAAUGGAUGUUAUUGAAAAGAUUUAUAAUAACAGUGUGUGGUGUAAUAUUUUAAAAGGAUUAAAAUUGACUAUAACAUUUUGUAUGUCUCUGGUGUUGGGGCUAUUUAAAUAUGUAAGAAAAAUAAGCUGACUUAAUUUCAGUAAGCAGAAGGAAUCUGCAUAAGCUUUAUUAUUAAAAAUGACAUGGAAUGAAUUCAGGAGAUAGCAGAGAUUCUUUAAAUUUUAAUUGUAUUUCAAGAUCAGGUUUUAAUUUAUUUCUCAUUACUUAUUAACCAAAUUAAAAAAUGUGAAUGGGCAAAGAAGAGCUUGUGCAUCUUGUUAAUCUAUUGCUUGUGUUUGUUUAUGGCAAGAAAAAAGAUUAGUUUCAGAUGAUGUCUGUUUUAAUUAGAUGACUACCUUUUCCACAAUCUUUACGUGUGUCAGUGCUGUCUAGAUAAUCAGCCAGAAGCUUGUGUGUUCACCGAAAGCUAUCAAAACAUUACAAUAUAGACAAUGAACUGGAAGUCUACUGAGGACGUACAUUUAGUCUUACAAGCCAAGAAUGGUUUUGUUUCCAGCUUUGUUUCUUCUGCUGAUUAGUCUCAUCUAAAACUAGGAGCAAGACAGAUGGGUGAAAUUUUUUUCAGUGUGGUAUAAAAUUUUCCAAAAAUACUUGAGGAUGUUAAAAAAACAGUUUUUAUUUAUAAAGAUCCUUUUUCCCAUUCUUUUUAAAGUAUACUUGAAUUAACUUGCUUUAGUAUUUUGUUUAAGAUGAGUGAAAUUUGCAGAGUUGGAGAAUAGACAGGAACCAUAGUGGAGGCAAGUUUGGUAUAAUUCUUCUCAGACCACUGCCAAUGUACUACUUGAUAGCGGCUAAGUAUCUCAUCUGUUUGAAAGCUUACAAACUACUGCUAGUCUAUUUUAAUUCAAGAUAAGAUGUUUGAUAUAGACUUCUUCCCUUUGUUUCUUUAGUAUCACUGUCUGUGUUUUGAUUAAUAUAUUAUUUUACUUGAUGUUGUAGUUCAGGCCAUUCAGAACCAGUCAACAAUGCACUAUCAUGCUCCUGCCCUAACUGAAAAAUCACGUUCAGGAGUAGGAUCCAAAUUUACCUCCUUUGGGUAUUUAAAAAUCUACUGAAAGUCCUUUUUUUUUCAAGAAUUUUUAAUUCUUUAAUGAAAACAGCACUUGAUCCUUUAUAUAACAGGCUUAAGGUUUGACACAAGUUGGUGAAUUGAACAGCAAUAAAAAGGCAUAAACUUUCUCUGAUGAAGAAUUUGCUGCGGAACCUGUAACUCAUUUGGCUAGUAACUAUUUAAUUCCAAACUUCAGGUGAAGUUCACUUGCUGCCAGUUUUUAUACAGUGUUGAACUUCAAAUCUCCUUUGCAAUGAGGAACCCCUGUGGCAAAUGAAGAAUCUUAUCCUUGCGUGUCUUGGUAACAACUUGUGGCUAGCUGUGCACAAGAGCGUGUGUAAAGGGUGGCCAGUUGCACUAACUCAGCUGUUCAUGACAAUUUGAAAGGCAAAGACAUAUAGAACAAAACACACUCUGUGUCUGGAAGUAAUGAUACUGUUUUCAACCGAACCAGAUAAAAUCGAAGCAAACAGUUUGAAAAUGAAUUGUAACAAGAAUGCUGGCCUGCGAGCAAAUGGCUACAGGAGUAUUUCUGACCUGGAAACUAAUGUAAUAAAGCAAGUGUAUAUUUGUACAGAACACCCUACUCUGCCUCUCCCAAAUCUGACAGUUUCAGUCCAAGCGAUAUUACUACAUGGUGUGAUGCCUGUCAUUCAUCCAGUCUUCCUGUGUGGUAGAUUGUGUGGCAUAGUUAGUAGAGAUGUUACAUCAAAGUGAUCUCAUAACAGAUUGCUAAUCCUUACUCGCAUUACAUGUGCGAGAUCCUUUGGACUUCUGUUUCAUGCAUUUGCAAUUAGAUAUUGUGUCCCUUAAGUGAUUUUUUCAUUCUGCUCUAGAUGACUGCUUGCUAUUACUGUGCUGAGAACAGGUUAAAGUGAUUAAAUGUUACAACACCAAAACCACUGCCACUGUUCUUGCUGUAGGUAAACGUCCUUAAGGACAGCAUAGCCAAGACUCAAUAAAUUAAUUCAUUAUGUAACUUUCCUAGCUGAACUGAGCUAUAUUGUAGGACUGUGUGUGUUUAAUUAGAAGAUUGAAGUGUUGUGUGAUGCUGAGCUUUUGGUUAAAAGGCACAUGCUGUACUAUCGUACAAUAAAUUUACAGGUUUAUUUAAAAUGUAAAA
Molecule: messenger RNA, 4101 nt
Organism: Cuculus canorus (common cuckoo)
Lineage: Eukaryota; Metazoa; Chordata; Aves; Cuculiformes; Cuculidae
Gene: CPE
Product: carboxypeptidase E
Exons: 9
Coding region: 53-1450 (465 amino acids)
Biological process (GO): proteolysis
Molecular function (GO): zinc ion binding; metallocarboxypeptidase activity
Source: RefSeq, a predicted model, not a curated record